GGUACUCACAUCGAUCCGGCAUGGUUUUUCUAAGGAUCUUACGCUGAGUACUCGAACACAUUCUCUAGUCGGACAAACACGUGAUGUUUCCAAGUUCGGUUCAUUGAAGCAGAGCUCCGAUACAAAGUCAUUUGUAUAUUUGUCCAAAUAUAAAUAAAAGUUUUGUAGUCUGUACUUUCUUACCAAAUAAAUAAAUUUAUUUACUCAGCUGCGUAAUUAAGCUGAACGUUGUGUGAUACUUUAAAAAUAGAGAACUGCCAAAAAAUACCAAUAUUUCAUCAUGAGUUAAAUUGAACCUAAUUUCAAAACUGGCAUAAGAUCUCAGAAAGCUCAUACUCAAACGUUAGAAAUUUUAUACGCCAAAUUCUGAAUUUGCACCCAGUGAUCACGGACGCGCUGCACAUUUCAUUUUUCAUCUAUACUGUUUAGUGCGCUCUUCUCGCCUCAUCGACAAACGCCAACUUCUAACCACAAUGAAACAAUAUAUCAUAAGUUUUGCAAAUUCCUUUCCUAGUUUUAGGAUUCCGGAGUUAGAGUCACUCUCCGAAAUGUUUGGAGUGGAAGUGGACCUCAGUAAUCACAAUGAGAAAAGCCCUUUUAUGAUCGUGAACCUUAAGAGCGAUGAGGAUGCCCAAAACCUUAUCAAACGGUCUAUUUUGGCGAAAGGGAUAUACGAGCUUUGGGGAAAAGGCGAGGACUUGAACGCCUUGCAUAAAAGUGUGCAAGAGAUGUCAACCGAAAAGUUCGAAAGUUACAAAACAAACACUUUUAGGUUUGACUUCGUCAGUUUCAUGGGAACUAAAAGUACCGAAGAAAAGAUCAAAACUAUCGAAACGUUUAAGUACUUAGGGUUUGAAGGCAAGAUCAGACUAAAAAACCCAGAAACUGUUUUUGCCGUGCUAGAAGAGUAUUUUGUGAGUGGUAUGGAAAAGGCAGACAAACCCAAGUACCUUUGGUUCGGGAGAGAGGUCCAACUUAGUGCUAGAGCUGCAGGUGCUGUUGAGGAGUAUGAUUUAAAAAAGAGAAAGUACAUUGGGACGACUUCCUUCGAGGCUGAGCUCUCUCUCAUCAGUUGCAAUAUCGGUCAAGUCAGUCCUGGCAAGAUAAUCUACGACCCAUUCACGGGUACAGGCUCUUUUCUUGUCGCAGGAGCAUACUUUGGAGCAUAUCCAAUGGGAACAGAUAUCGAUCCACGCUCCAUUAGAGGGAAAGGACCACAAUGCAAUUUGAAAAGUAAUUUCAAGCAGUACCAUACGACGUCUCAAUUCAUGGACACAUUUGUGAUGGACUUCACAAAUAAUGCAUUUAGGUCUGAUCUUGUGAUAGAUUCUAUUGUUUGUGAUCCGCCUUAUGGAGUCAGAGAGGGCCUCAAAGUAUGUGGGGCGAAGAACCCAGACAAAGCUGUCGGAAGAGAAAAGAAUGUCGUUGGAGGUGAAUUAGGACAUUUCAGGAGAGAUUUCAUAGCGCCCAAGAAGCCGUAUGAACUUGCAAAUUUGCUUGAGGAUCUACUCAAUUUUGCGGCUGAAAGGCUUCCAGUGGGAGGCAGGCUAGCUUUUUGGAUGCCCACAGCCAAUGACGAAUUUGUUGAGCACCACAUACCACAACACGAGAAAUUGGAACAUUUGUAUGCGUUGGAACAGGAGUUUAACAAAUGGUCCAGAAGAUUGGUUGUAUAUGUGAAAAGAGAUCAGAGCUACCAGGGUGUGACCAGGAAUGGCAUGCUCGAAAAAAAUGUGACAAGCUUCAGAAAGAGAUAUUUCAAGAGCUUCAAUGAGAAAAGCAAGCAGAUUGACUGAAGCCCAUAAGCAAUUUCGCCAUCGACUAGAUAUGCGCGUACGAGUCUAUGGAAUGCGGGUUUUAUUCCACAUUGCUUAUUGUUCUCAAUGUUUGUAUCUGCACGGGACACUCCUCCCGGGACUUCAAGAUGGUUUAUCUGCAGUUACUCUGCGAACCGAAUGAUGGUGACGUCUGAAGCAGAAUAUAAAACUGCAAAUUUGAACCAAAAAUAGUUGCAAAUCGACCGUGGAAUUCAUUCUACAAUAUAAUAAAGCUUCAACUUGGC
This is a messenger RNA of Metschnikowia bicuspidata var. bicuspidata NRRL YB-4993, 2062 nucleotides long. Its product is annotated as tRNA (guanine-N2-)-methyltransferase. Gene Ontology annotation, molecular function: nucleic acid binding. NCBI's taxonomy places the organism in Eukaryota, Fungi, Ascomycota, Pichiomycetes, Serinales, Metschnikowiaceae. Gene Ontology annotation, cellular component: cytoplasm. Gene Ontology annotation, biological process: methylation. The transcript has a single exon. Bases 474 to 1796 code for a protein of 440 amino acids. The record is from RefSeq and is a predicted model, not a curated record.